Messenger RNA from Selaginella moellendorffii, 1556 nucleotides. Its product is annotated as bidirectional sugar transporter SWEET5. Gene Ontology annotation, biological process: carbohydrate transport. The record is from RefSeq and is a predicted model, not a curated record. Gene Ontology annotation, molecular function: sugar transmembrane transporter activity. Gene Ontology annotation, cellular component: membrane. NCBI's taxonomy places the organism in Eukaryota, Viridiplantae, Streptophyta, Lycopodiopsida, Selaginellales, Selaginellaceae. The transcript is spliced from 6 exons. The coding region runs from base 519 to 1319 and encodes 266 amino acids.
UGCCACCUCCCAGCUCUUCCAAAACUUUUAUCUCCUCAUCUCUGCGAUCAGUCGAGCCGUCCAGUGUCUCCCUCCGGGUUUUCCAUCUUUCCAUCCAUCUCAAAAACCAUCACCUUCACCACCCGUCGUGUCAUAUUUCCUGGGGAUCCUUCUUUCACUUCAUGCCUUCUGCAUUCCUCCUACCUUGUCCUGGGAAGAGACCAGGGAUUCCUCCUCAAACGGUACUUUCGAUAUGCACGCAUAGGUUCUAGAGCUCAUUCAUUUUUCGCUCGCUACAUAUUCUACUCCGACGCUCUCUCACUCGCUGCAUGCCAUUUGUAAAAUCAUCUCGAUUUCUGCACUCGUUUUUAAUUUCCUGCUGCUGCCGCCUUGCAUGAGAGUUAGCAUAUAAGCGAUUUGAUCGUUGGCGUCGUCGUCGCCGGUGCUUAAAAAUCCUCUGCCUGAUUCUUCCGUUGUAGCUAGCUUCGUCCUGUUUUCUUUAGCUUCUACAGGUCUCUCGGGUGCUCCUUUCGGAAAAGAUGACGCUAGUCUACACCAUUCGGACCGUAGUUGGCAUCAUGGGGAAUGUGAUUGCUUUCGGCUUGUUCAUGUCCCCCUUGCCAACAUUCUACAAGGUCAUUCGACUGAAAGACACUGAGCAGUUCUCAGGGGUCCCCUACGUCGCUACGCUGCUUAAUUGUCUCCUCUGGACCCUGUACGGCCUUCCAUUCGUUACUCCAAACAGCCUUCUCGUCGUCACCAUCAAUGGCAUCGGCACUGCUCUCGAGAGCACCUACCUGUGCGUCUACUUGUUUUACGCUCCAAAUAAGCCGAGAGCCAAGGUUCUCAAGAUGCUCGCCGUGGUCCUCACAUUCUUCGCAGCAGUGGCUUUGAUGGUAAUGACAAUCACACACGUCCACAAGACGCGGCAGCUCAUCGUCGGCGUUUUGUGUGUGAUCGUUGGUACCGCAAUGUACGCAUCCCCGAUGUCCGUCAUGAAACUCGUGAUCCAGACCAAGAGCGUGAAAUAUAUGCCUUUCCUGCUGUCCCUGACAGCCUUCCUCAACGGCUUGACCUGGACAGCGUACGCAUUCCUGGGAAAGAUCGACCCUUUCAUUGUUGUGCCAAACGCGAUUGGGACUUGCCUCGCAACAACGCAGCUCAUCCUGUACGCGAUCUACUCGAAGAAAGAAAAGGCUGCCAUCAAGAACAAGGAGAAUGGGAAUGGCGCCGACGCCAAGCCGGCAAACAACCACAUCGGUUUCGCGGUGAGGUGCCCCGAGGCUGUGUCAGCGGACGUGAAUGUUAACGACGAGGAGCGGGUCUCCAGACAAGUUUAGCACAGCACCUAUAUGUUUUGCGAGUGGGGAGUUCCGGGAUAGAACGCCGUAAUAUCCAUAGAUCAUUGGGAAGCUUCGAAUGAACACCUUGACACUUCCACUAGUGUUUUUAGAGUUUUGGAAACAUCCAACUAGAUCUAUCUCUGGAGAGCUUGUUCUCCUACGAUGUCGAAUUUUAAUGGGACUCAUCGUUUAAUUGUAAAGAAGAGAAAGGAAGGAAGACAUACGUCAGUUGUU